CCGGCGCCUUCCUCAGCGAGAGGCGACCGGAGCGCGGCCCGGCCGAGCGGGAGCGGGACUCCGGAGUCCACCAACGGCGCGGCCGCGCUGCCCGCACGCCCGGCCGGCCGGCCCUGCGCGCCACUCCCGACCGCGGCCUCGCUCCUGCCCCGCGGUGACCGCAAGCCCCGCUCCGUCCCCCUGCGGCCCUUCCUCGUCGCCUGUCCGUCCCCGCUGCGUCUUCGCUGUGUCCCGCGCUCCGUCCUUCUCUGUCCCCGCUCCGUCCCCGCCCGCCGACCCCCGGCGAUGCCGCGCGGCGCCACCUGGGCGCUGCUCCUGGCCGCGGCCCUGGGGCUCGGGGCGCGCGGCGUGCGCGGCGCGGUGGCCCUCGCCGACUUCUACCCGUUCGGCGCGGAGCGCGGCGACGCCGUCACCCCCAAGCAGGACGACGGCGGCUCCGGGCUGCGGCCGCUCUCCGUGCUCUUCCCGUUCUUCGGCGCCGAGCACUCCGGCCUCUACGUGAACAACAAUGGGAUCAUCUCCUUCCUGAAGGAGGUCUCGCAGUUCACGCCGGUGGCCUUCCCCAUCGCCAAGGACCGCUGCGUGGUGGCGGCCUUCUGGGCGGACGUGGACAACCGGCGUGCAGGCGACGUGUACUACCGGGAGGCCACCGACGCAGCCACGCUGCGCAGGGCCACAGAGGACGUCAGGCGCUACUUCCCUGAGCUGCCCGGCUUCUCCGCCGCCUGGGCGCUCAUAGCCACCUGGUACCGCGUGACCUUCUUCGGAGGCAGCUCCUCCUCCCCCGUCAACACGUUCCAGAUUGUGCUCAUCACCGACGGCAAGCUCUCCUUCACCAUCUUCAACUACGAGUCCAUCACGUGGACCACGGGCACGCACGCCAGCAGCGGGGGCGACGCCGCUGGUCUGGGGGGCAUCGCGGCCCAGGCCGGCUUCAAUGCGGGUGAUGGGCGGCGCUACUUCAGCAUCCCCGGCUCACGCACAGCGGACAUGGCGGAGGUGGAGACCACCACCAACGUGGGCGUGCCCGGGCGCUGGGCGUUCAGAAUCGAUGAUGCCCAGGUGCGCGUGGGGGGCUGCGGCCAUACAACCUCCGUGUGCCUGGCCCUGCGCCCCUGCCUCAACGGCGGCAAGUGCAUCGACGACUGCGUCACGGGCAACCCCUCCUACACCUGCUCCUGCCUCUCGGGCUUCACGGGGAGGAGGUGCCACCUGGAUGUGAACGAGUGUGCUUCCCACCCGUGUCAGAACGGCGGGACCUGCACGCACGGCGUCCACAGCUUCAUCUGCCAGUGCCCGGCCGGCUUCGCGGGACCCACCUGCGAGACAGCACAGUCUCCAUGUGACGCCAGAGAGUGUGAGAACGGCGGCUGGUGCCAGGCGGAGGGCGGCUCGGCGGUGUGCGUGUGCGCAGCCGGCUACACGGGUGCAGCCUGCGAGACGGAUGUGGACGAGUGCGGCUCUGACCCCUGCCUGAACGGAGGGUCGUGUGUCGACCUGGUGGGGAAUUUCACCUGCCUUUGUUCAGAGCCCUUCGAGGGACCUCGCUGCGAGACAGGAAGCCACCCGGUGCCCGACGCCUGCCUCUCGGCCCCUUGCCAGAACGGGGGCACCUGUGUGGAUGCGGACCAGGGCUACGUGUGCGAAUGCCCCGAAGGCUUCAUGGGCCUUGAAUGCAGGGAGAGAACCCCCAACAACUGUGAGUGCCGCAAUGGUGGCAGGUGCCUGGGGGCUAACACCACCCUCUGCCAGUGCCCUCCGGGCUUCUUUGGGCUCCUCUGCGAAUUUGAAGUCACGGCCAUGCCCUGCAACAUGAACACGCAGUGCCCCGACGGCGGCUACUGCAUGGAGUACGGCGGGAGCUACCUGUGCGUCUGCCACACCGACCACAACAUCAGCCACUCGCUGCCGUCCCCCUGCGACUCGGACCCCUGCUUCAACGGAGGUUCCUGUGACGCCCACGAUGACUCCUACACGUGCGCGUGCCCGCGGGGCUUCCACGGCCGGCACUGCGAGAAAGCCCGGCCACACCUGUGCAGCUCGGGGCCCUGCAGGAACGGCGGCACGUGCAAGGAAGCGGGCGGCGAGUACCACUGCGACUGCCCCUACCGCUUCACCGGAAGGCACUGCGAGAUCGGGAAGCCAGACUCAUGCGCCUCUGGCCCCUGUCACAACGGCGGCACCUGCUUCCACUACAUCGGCAAAUACAAGUGCGACUGUCCCCCAGGCUUCUCGGGACGGCACUGCGAGAUAGCCCCCUCCCCCUGCUUCCGGAGCCCGUGCAUGAAUGGGGGUACCUGCGAGGCCCUGGGGACAGACUUCUCCUGCCGCUGUCAAGCAGGGUACACAGGACGCCGGUGCCAGGCAGAGGUGGACUGCGGCCCGCCCGAGGAGGUGACGCACGCCACCCUGCGCUUCAACGGCACCCGGCUGGGCUCGGUGGCCCUGUACUCGUGUGACCGAGGCUACAGCCCGAGCGCCUCCAACCACAUCCGCGUCUGCCAGCCGCAGGGCGUCUGGAGCGAGCCUCCCCAGUGCCACGAAAUUGACGAGUGCCGAUCCCAGCCGUGCCUGCAUGGGGGCUCCUGCCAGGACCGCGUUGCUGGGUACCUGUGUGUCUGCAGCCCAGGGCAUGAAGGAGCCCGCUGUGAGCUGGAGACAGACGAGUGCCUGGCGCAGCCCUGCAGAAACGGAGGCUCCUGCAGGGACCUCCCGGGGGCCUUUGUCUGCCAGUGCCCCCCGGGCUUCGCUGGAGUCCACUGCGAGACAGAGGUGGACGCCUGCGACUCCAGGCCCUGCCAGCACGGAGGCCGGUGCGAGAACGGUGGCGGGGCCUACCUGUGUGUCUGCCCAGAGGGCUUCUUCGGCUACCACUGCGAGACAGUGAGCGACCCCUGCUUCUCCAGCCCCUGUGGGGGCCGCGGCUACUGCCUGGCCAGCAACGGGUCCCACAGCUGCACCUGUAAAGCGGGCUACACGGGCAAGGACUGUGCCAAAGAGCUCUUCCCACCAACGGCCCUCAAGGUGGAGCGAGUGGAGGAGAGCGGGGUCUCCAUCUCCUGGCGCCCACCCGAAGGCCCAGCCGCCCGGCAGAUGCUCGACGGCUACGCGGUCACCUACGCCUCUUCCGACGGCUCCUACCGCCGCACGGACUUUGUGGACCGGGGCCGCUCCUCGCACCAGCUCCGGGCCCUGGCGGCCGGCAGGGCCUACAAUAUCUCCGUCUUCUCGGUCAAGCGCAACGCCAACAACAAGAACGACAUCAGCAGGCCUGUGGUGCUGCUCGCCCGCACGCGACCCCGCCCCGUCGAGGGCCUUGAGGUCACCAACGUGACUGCCAGCGCCGUCUCGGUGCGGUGGGCUCUGCACAGGAUCCGCCACGCCACCGUCAGCAGCGUCCGCGUGUCCAUCCGCCACCCCGAGGCCCAGGAGGACGAGUCCGCCGACGUGGACAAGGGUGUGGACAAGUUCACAUUCAGGGCCCUGCUUCCGGGAAGGAGAUACACCAUCUGGGUGACUGCCCUCAGUGGGCUUGGGGGGCAGGAGCACCCCACCGAGAGCCUGGCCUCGGCACCACUGCACGUGUGGACCCGGCCUCUGCCGCCAGCCAACCUGACCGCCGCCCGAGUCACGGCCACCUCUGCCCACGUAGUCUGGGAUGCCCCCACUCGGGGCACCUCACUGGAGGCCUACGUCAUCAACGUGACCACUAGCCAGAGCACCAAGAGCCGCUACGUCCCCAACGGGAGGCUGGUGUCCUACACGGUGCGGGACCUGAUGCCUGGACGGCGGUACCAGCUGUCGGUGACGGCCGUGCAGAGCGUCGGGGGCGACCAGCUGCACAGCGAGCCCGCUCACCUGUACAUCAUCACCUCCGCGAGGGAUGGCGCCGACAGACGCUGGCACCGGGAAGGACUCCCCCCGCGGGCACUCAGAACCCGACCGGCCCCCGCGCGCCUGCCGGAGCUGCGCCUGCUCAACGACCCCGGCGCCCCCGCACCGCCGACCCAGGCCCCCAGGUUCUCGGAGCUCGUGGACGGCAGAGGACGAGUGAGCGCCAGCUUCCGCAGCUCGCCUGGCAGACGGGUCACUGUGAGAUCACAACCCACGGCUCUGGUGCAGCUGGAGAACGCGGAGGAGGUCCCCGAGCAGGUCAGCCUGGCCCUCCAGCUCCCCGGACGCAGUGGUGACAAGGGCGCGGAAAUUCUAGGAGCCAGUGGCCUUUCUCCUGAGUUACACCACAGGCUCAGACUGGGCUCACCCAUCAGCCAGCCCCCAGAGAAGGCAGAGUACUCGGUAAAGGGAGAGUCAAGCGCCCAGGAUGCGGCCUCACCUGCAGGCCCCCAGCGUACCCAAGGACACCUGGACACAUCCAGGCACCUGCACCAGAGGGUGUAUUUGCCAGCAGUGGCUCCACGGCCCCACAGUCCAGCACCCCUCACUGUACGGGGCCUUGGUGCCCCUGGGAACUGUUCAGAAAACCCCUGUCAGAACGGAGGCACCUGUGUGCCUGGUGAGGAUGCCCGCAGCUGUGAGUGCAGCCCGGGGUUCAAAGGCAGACACUGUGAGCUUGCAGCCUGCAGAAAGGUGCCCCAGCCCUGCACACGGCUGUUCUCGGAGACAAAGUCCUUUCCGGUCUGGGAAGGAGGCGUCUGUCACCACGUGUAUAAAAGAGUCUACAAAGUGCAUCCAGACACCUGUUUCAAAGAGAGCUGCGAGAGCACGCGCGCCAGGACCCCAGACAGGAAACAAAGUAACAGUCCUACACUGAAGAAAUCUUAAGGAUCAGGAUGCUCUUGUUACGCUCCAUCCACCUCACGAGUUUCUAAAGCCCAGGAAGACGAGGUCUAAAAUUGGAUUGAAACAAGGUCCUGGCUGGAGUCGGUGCCCUGAGCGGCUUCUCUCCUCUGGCCUCUGGAAGACAGACGGCCAGGCCAGGCAAGCACCAGCCACCUCCUUGCCCAGCCACAACCAGGGAGACCUCCGGGACAGAACCCACAUCUGACAUACCCCAGGCUGCGGUCUCCGAGGGGGCGGUCUGCGCCACGGUGAAUGCGCACCCACGGCGCACACGUUAGCCCUGGAUGGCAAGGCUGUCCGCCAGGAAUGCUUCUGCAACCUUCAGAAACCAGUUCUCAGAUUCCGAGGUCAGAGAAAGAAUUCUCCCUUUGAGACCUAGCAACAAAAUUGAGGAGGAACUGCUAUCAACAGCUUCCAAAGCAGAGACGGUGGGGCUGGGAGGAAGGGGCAGCGAUGAGGCCACGCUGGAAGCGCUUCGCCCGGCUCUCCUCCGCCAGCAGAUUAUUUAUGCUGAUCGUUCGCAGGCUAGUGCUCCAUCAUAUGGACCAGCUGACUUUGAGGGAGAAAACGGUAACACUAAGACGGAGUUUAGACACUUUUUACCUGCAACCUUUUCUGUAAAGGUCAGACAGUACUUCUGGCUUUGAGGACCCUAUGGUCUCUGUGGCAGUGACUCAGCUCUGCAGCUGUAGCACAAAUGCAGCCAACAGACGUGUGACUCACCAGGCGUGGCUGGGUUCCAAUAAAACUUUAUUUACAAAAACAGGCAGGGCCGAGUUGGCCCAUGCGCCACGCUGGGUUAACCCCUGGUCUUUGAGGUCAUAGGCUUUGGCCUAUCCCCUGGAUGACAAGUCCCACCAAGGCACCAAAGACCUCAAGGGUUUCACGGAAACCUCAAGGGUUUCAAACCCCACUUGGAAAGCCAAGGCAGCACCUCUACCAAGUACAGCGAGGGCUCGUCCCACAAGCCUAAAUGCGAUGCUGGUGAAGGUUUCUCUUAGUCCAGGACUCAAGUAACGCCGUGUGGGGCUAUCAGGUAGUAAGCACCGUGUUCCACACGCUCCUCCUUCACACACAGAUCGCCGCGUCAUCCUGCCACCCCUGCUCUCUAGCACGCUUCUAAGCAGUGCUCGCUUCUCCCUGCAAAUGAGGUGAAAACCAGACAAGCCAACCCCACGUCCGGUGUGCUGAACAUCUGAGCAGCUGAGCCAGACGGAACUCAAGCCGCCGUGCGUCUCCCACCGACUCUGCCCCCAGUCAGCAUCACAGCCACAGAAAGGGGCUCUUCCUUUCGUCUUCCAUAAAAAAAAUUUUUUUUACAGAGUUAUAUUUUAGGCUUUUUAUUUUUAUUAAAGUUUUGUGUGCAUAUGUCUGUGUAUUAUGCAUUCUGUCAUUUUCAGCAAGGAGGAAGAGUCAUUUCGAGAAGUCUCUACGGUGCUCCAGAAGGUCCCCAGUCUCCAAGGCCCACCUGGAGAAGACGGCUGAGUGCAGUGCAGGGGCUCUGACACUGGGAGAGUCGAGAGAGCCACAUACAUAAACACGUCCUGCUGACUCUGCUGUGGCACUGGGACCUGUCACUGUGCAACUGUGUAAGCUACGGCGUCACGAGCAAACAGCAAGAUCAAGUGAUAUCACUGGAAAGAAGACGAACCCCUCUACCGCCACGUCAAUGACCUCAAGCCCCUCAGCCACGAGGCAAAUGUAACGCGUUCCAGUCUUCAGCUUAGAAGCCCUUGUUUCUACAAGGAACAGUCUGCUGCCUCCUGAGCUUGGUGCUGCGUUUUCUUAUGAUUAACCCAUUUUGAUGUUUUAUAAGUUAAACAUCUAGUAAAAGACUUCCUGAUGCUAAAGGAAUUAUAAUUCAUCCUUGAAACAUUACAAAUGAGCCACUGCUUUUUUCCACACGGCUCCUUCUUAAAACUCUAACGUCUUCCUUGGAGAUACUCAAGGUCCACCCCAAAAAAUUAGCAGAAGUGGAAUCAAAAACUUGUCAGGGGCAUACACAUUUCUGUGUCGAAAUGAAAGGAGCAAUCCCGAGUUGCCGAGUCAGCCUUGUGCUAAUCAAAGCUUGGAUCAACUAAGCACGUCACCGAGCUUAGAUCUAAGAUCCUGUUAGUCCCGCCUGGGGAGCACAAGAGCAGCAGCCUAGGUGCCCGGGACGGUGCCGCCACCCGGAGACCACGGAACACACGAGGAAACGGGAAGUGCAGUCUCUGUACUUCCAAGUAACUCUGCCCACGGCCAAGAAAGACAGUGAAGACAAAACCUCCCGCUUCCGCUGCACGGGGACCGACACGGUGCAAAUGAGGAACGCUCCGUGGCACCCUGCGGCUCACCCACCAGCCACCCCAACAGGCAAGGGCUCCACCCGGUGUCAGCCCACCUCCAGCACCUUCCCUGGGCUGGAACUCCUGCCACUGCCCAACGACUGCCACCGAUGUCGGACUCACGUGUGGAGGGACUCAAUGAGCUACUGUUCUUCUGCAAAAAAAUGUCUUUCUCUUUGCAGUCAUGCUCGAAUAUGAGCCUGGAGAAAGCAAAAGCAUCUACACCUCAGUAAAUGCAGCUCCAAUCUACCCACAGUAAAACACAGCUCAAAUCUACCAACAGCAUCCCAGUACAGAGGAGAAAGGAACUCUCUUAAAAAAUCAGCUAUGUACUUUACUUCUAAAUAAAAGAGAAACAAAUGUGAGCCCAUUUAAAAUCUCAAGUCCUCACGAAUCAGCACAGUCGCAUUUCGCUAAAUGAGGCCUUAGAGCCGCGUCCGAGCCUUGGCACUGCUGAUCUUCGGGCUGGCUCACCCUGUCGUGGGCCUGUGCUGUGACUGCAGGAUGUUUAGCAGCUGCCCGGGCCUCGACCCACUAGACCCCACUAGACCCCAACUGCACACCCUCCUGGUCCUAACAACCCGAUGGGAAAUGUCCCCAGAUGUUGCUAGGUGUUCCCUGGUGUCAAGAUCACCCCCAGGUGAGAACCGCUGACAGGACUUACGUGGUCUCUGCGAGAAAAACGAGGCCAAGCACCGGGAGUCUCACGUGCAGCUGUUAAAAUGCUGUGAAGACCUGAGUUUUGGGCACAUCACCAAAAAUGUCUUCUGCAGCAUCAAUCCUGUGCCAGCUCCCCCCAAGAAAGGAAUCUCCAGGACCUUCCAGGAAUCACCCAUCUCCCCACCCCUCACAGAGCUCACGCCAUCAGGGCUGUACCUCUACCUCAGAGAUGACCCCUGGCUUACAUCCAAGUCCACUCCCCAACCCCAACUCUUCAGGUCGCUCCUCAGACCCACUGGCCUCCCCAAGGGGCCUUCCACCACCUCUGGUGUCACGGAGAGCUCCCUGAAAUGAAACCAAGCCCAGACCUGCGGCCCUGGCUCCAGGUCAGAACUCCACGGACGCCAAAGACGUCAGGCCUGGACGCAAGCCCCUGGGCCUGAGCUGGUGUGAAGGCAAACUCCGCCAGCGGUCAGGGUCAGGGCCAGCGGUCAGGGUCAGGGCCCGCUCUUCUCAAAGAGGCAAAAAGUGCCCCCACGCGGGGCUGGCGGUAAGAAGCUGUGCAGAGCAAAACCAUACAUCACUAAUCAACCUCCUUUUACUCUGCUGUACAAUGACUGCAAUUACGAAACAAUAAGAUAUUUUUGAACUAAAAACCUGAGUAUUUUUGUGGAAAACCUGCUCCUUGUUUUCAUAAAAUAAAGUGCUGUGAUAUAGUAAAAGCUCACUGUCUUCUCGGAACUCUGUCUUUGUCACGAGAAGGAUGUAAAAUGACUCCUGAACCAGAAGAAACAUCCCCCACUGUCACGGGACUGUCACCAACACAGAUGGGAGCGAAAAAGUAAGACCAAAUGUCGCGGGGUUGAGCCCCCCGACCUUAGAGGCGCAAAGUCGGCCUUUUAUUCAGGACGGAGCAGGGCCCUCCCCCCAGGACCUGACAGCAGAUCAAACCAAUGCAUCUGCUUCUUAGUCUACUUCUCAGGUGAUUUCCAAUUAAUUUUUCAUCAAACGACCAGUUUGAGAAUGAAAAAUAACCUGAGAAGAUCCAAGUGAAGUUCCCAAAAGCUCUGAGAAAAUUAAAAUACCCUUUGAUCUCGCUGGGCUCUUUUCACUCCAGUCCGUCCAUCACGGCUCCCGCUCCUCCCCUUCCUCCGGCUCCUCCUCCUCCUCCUCCUCCUCCAGACUUUCGACGUCAGCCAUACGGCCCUCAGACUCCUCCUCCUCCCGGGCCAAGAGUUUCUUAAAAACCUCAAACUCCUCAGCUGAAGAACAGGCUGUCUUGGCCAGAAACUCAGCUUCUGACACCCUGAGGAUGUCCUUGAGUAAAGGGUUGGGGACCAGCGUCUGCCCCUUCUUGUCAGGGGUCUGGUACCGGCCCAGGCGCUCCAGGAACAUGUGCCUCUCCUUGGUCUUGGUCAUGGAGUACUGCAGGAAGUCGGUCUUCACCACGUCCACAUGGUUAAUCCCCAUCCUGAAGUAGGCAUACUGGAGACAGAGCGUGGUUAGGAAGCGCAGCUGCAGAAAGCUUUGUAGGCUCCUAAGGCACAGUGAACUGAACUGUCCAAAAGCACUCGGAGAGACCUGCCUCACUAGCGACGGCAGAACACUAUGAUCCCGACACCUGCAUGAUGGCUUUCAAAGCAUUUUCAAAUUCAUGUCGAGAAAAAUGCAGCAGAAAAUAAAGGGCAGGAGGGAGAAAUUAA
Molecule: messenger RNA, 9490 nt
Organism: Balaenoptera ricei (Rice's whale)
Lineage: Eukaryota; Metazoa; Chordata; Mammalia; Artiodactyla; Balaenopteridae
Gene: SNED1
Product: sushi, nidogen and EGF like domains 1
Exons: 33
Coding region: 286-4782 (1498 amino acids)
Biological process (GO): establishment or maintenance of epithelial cell apical/basal polarity; Notch signaling pathway; heterophilic cell-cell adhesion
Cellular component (GO): protein-containing complex; plasma membrane
Molecular function (GO): calcium ion binding; Notch binding
Source: RefSeq, a predicted model, not a curated record